GGUUUGCCUGAGCCCUCCCCGCCGCCGGUCCGCCCGCCCCCGCCCGGCGCCCGCCUCCCGCCCCCGCCCGCGGCCUGGAGCGCGCCUCCCUCGCCGCCCAGGGUUGGCGAGCCGGCGCCGGCUGAGCUGCGGGAGCCGCGGAGAUCACCAGCCGCCGCUGCGGGAGCUGCUCUGGCCACACCAUGAGGGAGCUGGCCAUCGAGAUCGGGGUGCGAGCCCUGCUCUUCGGGGUUUUCGUUUUUACAGAGUUUUUGGACCCAUUCCAGAGAGUCAUCCAGCCGGAAGAGAUUUGGCUCUAUAAAAAUCCUCUGGUGCAAUCAGACAACAUACCUACUCGCCUCAUGUUUGCAAUUUCUUUCCUCACACCCUUGGCCGUUAUUUGUGUGGUGAAAAUUAUCCGGCGAACAGACAAGACUGAAAUUAAGGAAGCCUUCUUAGCGGUGUCCUUGGCUCUUGCUUUGAAUGGAGUCUGCACAAACACUAUUAAAUUAAUAGUGGGAAGACCUCGCCCCGAUUUCUUUUACCGCUGCUUUCCAGAUGGAGUGAUGAACUCGGAAAUGCACUGCACGGGUGACCCUGACCUGGUGUCCGAGGGCCGCAAAAGCUUCCCCAGCAUCCACUCCUCUUUUGCCUUCUCGGGCCUUGGUUUCACGACAUUCUACCUGGCAGGCAAGCUGCACUGCUUCACCGAGAGUGGGCGGGGGAAGAGCUGGCGGCUCUGUGCCGCCAUCUUGCCCCUGUACUGUGCCAUGAUGAUCGCGCUGUCCCGCAUGUGUGACUACAAGCAUCACUGGCAAGAUUCGUUCGUGGGCGGCGUGAUUGGCCUCAUCUUUGCAUACAUCUGCUACAGACAGCACUACCCGCCGCUGGCCAACACGGCCUGCCAUAAGCCCUACGUCAGCCUGCGCGUGCCCACCUCGCUGAAGAAGGAGGAGAGGCCCACGGCGGACAGCGCGCCCAGCUUGCCCCUGGAGGGGAUCACCGAAGGCCCCGUAUGAUGAGUGUCCGGGGAGAUGGACGCUGAGCCCCGGGCUCGCUCUUCCCCCCAACGCCGUAACACGGUGGCAGAGGUUUUCUGUAGUGUGUUUCUCAUCCAUUAUUUCUCCAAGUUUCCCUUCUGCUUCCAUUUUGCGGACGGUCUUCGUGCCACUCUCGAGGUCUCCUUUCAACGUUUUCGAGUUUGCAAGGUCAAGACACCGGAA
This is a messenger RNA of Marmota flaviventris (yellow-bellied marmot), 1202 nucleotides long. It is a transcript of the gene Plpp4, whose product is annotated as phospholipid phosphatase 4. Gene Ontology annotation, biological process: phospholipid dephosphorylation; phospholipid metabolic process. The record is from RefSeq and is a predicted model, not a curated record. Gene Ontology annotation, cellular component: membrane. Gene Ontology annotation, molecular function: phosphatidate phosphatase activity. NCBI's taxonomy places the organism in Eukaryota, Metazoa, Chordata, Mammalia, Rodentia, Sciuridae.